Messenger RNA from Eremothecium sinecaudum, 2580 nucleotides. RefSeq names its product Sov1p (gene SOV1). Lineage: Eukaryota; Fungi; Ascomycota; Saccharomycetes; Saccharomycetales; Saccharomycetaceae. The transcript has a single exon. The coding region runs from base 1 to 2580 and encodes 859 amino acids. The record is from RefSeq and is a predicted model, not a curated record.
AUGCUCCGCUAUAAGAGCCUUCUUAAGUCUGGGUUGGCUGUUCAUCAUGUUCGAUUUGUUCGUCAGAGACCGUUUAGAAAUGAUCAUAUAGGUACCUCAACAACGUCCAGCAUCGUUGGAAAUACACCAAAAAUUGUGGAUAGGGUAGCUCCUAAUGUUGAGGCAGCUGAAAAAGAUCUGCAAAGUAUGGGGUUUAAGGAACUUAAACAUAACGAUGACAACCUUGAUGAUGAAAGCUUGGUGGAUUGGUUAACUGUCAAUAAUUCUGGGUUUAAGAACUCGACAUCAAAUCUUAGAAAUCUAGUGGCCAAAUUAAAGACUGUUCCACAGCAAUCAGCAGAGCGAGUUAAGCUGACAUUUUCGUACCUGUUAAAAGAAGUAGAGAUGGAAAUUGAAAGGUUAAAUCUUUUUAGUCCUGAGACGUUGAAUGAAAUGCUCCUAGCGAACAAACAGAGGGCACUGAAAAACGCUAUAAAGAGUGAGGAUAUAGGCAAGAUUUUUUUCCAAGAGUUGGUCAGUAUGGAUAAUGGUAAGCAUGUGUCGCCACUUCAGCAUACAGAGCUGUUACUUAAUAUAUUGGUUGAAAUCAACAAGUCGAAAGAAAAAGGUAUUACGAUAGAGCAGGCUGUUGAGGCAUUUGAGCUUUCAAAGUUAAUUCCCGAUUAUGAAACAAGGCUUCGUGCUAUAACUCUUUCUGGGCGCUUGCUGUAUUCCUUUGGAAAAGUCAGAAUGGAUGCCGUGAAUGAAUCGUUUUAUAUAGAAGGUUUGCUACACCAUGGUUACGACAAGCAGGCGCUGCAUUACUUUGAGAGCUAUAAAGAUAAGGUGAAUCAAAAAUGGUGGAAUGAGGUAGGUUUAAUGAUUAUGCUGCGGUCUAACCAGUUACAAAGAUUUGAUACUCUAUUUAAACAAACAGUACAGAAAUAUGGUGAAACGAAUAUUAGGCCAAAAAUCAUUAAAACAGCAAUAAAGAAGAAGCUGCAGUCAAAAACUUUUGCUGAAGCAGAUUAUUUUAACGAUUUAUUCCUUAGAUUGGUAGAUACCCAUGGAUGCAUAAAGGAAAAGCAAAAUAACCAACCAACUAUGAUGGAUUUUGAGUCAGAAGAGCAUGCUAAUGAAUAUUUCAAUGCAAUUGAAGUACCUACUCAUGCAGACUUUAUGUCAAUAAUAGCUGCAAAUUUCUUCCGCGGUAACCAACCCAUGGCCUACAAGUUACUAGCCCGAUUGAUUCAAAGUCCAAAUUUCGAUAUUGAAAAUUGGACAGAUUGUAUUUGGAUGAUGCGGCUUCCUUUAUUACGUGACUUCUCGUCAUUUGAGAUUGCAAUUAAACCAUUUUUAGAGCACGAAACUGAAGCAGAAACGCUGCGACAGUUACAGAAAAGUUUCGACUUAGUGAUUGAAUCCAAAGGCUUAACAAAGAUUCGUAAAGCACUUGAUUCUGUGUUAUUUUCAAAUAUGGAGUCAUUUGCUGCUAAUUCCGAAAUGAGCAAACUUCUUUAUGACUAUAUGAUUAAAUAUUGGACGAAGUCUGAUCACGAACUGGAUUCUUCUAAGAAAUUUCAUGGGAUAUUCAAAAUACUGCUUGCAACCAAUCAAGAAAAAACAGCGAAGGAGAUCCUCACCAAACUAGAACAGUCAGAAAAUGACAGCGUUUUCCCAAAAGUUAACGCUCAUCAUUAUGCUGCUUUUGUUGACUAUUACAGAAUACUUGCGGCACGCGCUAAGACAGGGCCUAAGAAAAAUAUGCUCAAUGAACAAGUUGACAAUAUAAUAAAAUCUAUGGAAAGAUUGGGUGUUUCGCAUAACUCAGAAAUAUUGGCUUCUUUGAUUUCAUAUUAUAGAACGGUCUAUGACUUUAACAAAUGUUUUGCACUUAUCAACUCCAUUUUGGGAUCCAAAAUAGAGAUGCAUACAGCGGAUAGUAAAGAACUAAACCUGCGAUCAUUUUAUGAUAGGAGGACGAUAACACUAAAGUUGUACUUAGAAAUCUGGAACGCAUAUCGCUCUUAUCAAAAGGUUUUUAAAAGAGAUUCGCACUCAAUUGAGCAAACGUCCAAUGCUCGUGAUUGGAAAUACCAGGUCAUUCAUAUACGAAAGAAUACUAGUACGCAUCCCGAAUUCUCAAUGCUUCAACUUUUUAAAAUGAUGGUUAAAGUAGAUAAUAUCCUAAUAUCAUCGGAUAUUUAUAACACUAUCCUUCAAACACUUGCUUCAGGCUAUGAUUGGACAACUAUUCCAGCUGUUUUAGAGUAUAUGCAAAAAAUCCAUAAUGUCCCCUGCAGUAAAAAGUUGUCAAGUUAUCUUACCGUAUCCUUAACAAGAGCUUAUGUCGACAUGGAACGAAGGAAGUUGUUUUUCUCAGGCGGGAUAUCUGCAACAAAUUCUAAAAUUAAUGCUGCUAAACGUAAGGUGAUGAACAUGGUUAAAGAAGGAGAAAUCUUAGAAGAUAAAGAAACCAAUGAUGCUAUUUGUAAUUUGAUAUUACAUAUAAAAGAUCUUUUGAGCAAGACAGAACCCUCGAAAGUCCCUGAGAUAGAAGAAGCUUAUAAAGAGUUAGGGCUCAUGCCACCUCCCAUGUAA